AUGACUCCCGCGGACAUUCCGAGUUUCUUGCCGCUUGCUGAUGCUGCCUCGUACCUCGGAGAAGCUGCCAAUCCUUUCAUGGGUGCAAUGUUUCUGGGCUCAAUGUUCCUGCACUUGGCUGAAGCUGGAGUAGCUUAUGUCAUGUCUCGCUCUUACGGACUGGACUACGAAACAUCCUUCGCCUGGAUGCUUCAGACCCUGGGUUACGGAAUGUUUUCACUGCAAUACCUGCUCUUCCCUGAUUCAAGGUACAUGCAACGAAUCGACGCCGAUAAUCUGGACCUGUCAUCCUACAACUUGAUCGACUACCUGGAAGGUUUUUAGGCUCUAAGAAAAUUUUCAAAGACAGAUUAUAAAAUAAAAUCAACAAAAAAACUGAAAAAACGGAAAACCCAGGAAAAAAUCCAGCAUAUCGCUGAUUUUUUUUUAUUCGUAGGCGUGUGUAUACUGUGAAAUGUGCAAGACGAAAAAAGAAAAUCCGUAGCCUCAAUCGUGUGGUAGACCGAAGAAAGGAAAAGAUGGACGCUUUUCUGUUUUUUUUUCUGCCACCUGUUACCAGUCUCGAUUUUCGCAGGUAUUUCAAUUUUUUGAAAGAAGCGUUAUUUAUUUGCGACGAAGUUUUAUUUAUCCUUACGACCGUAUGUGCGGAUCGGAAGGUGAUGCAAGUGUAAUAAUUUAUUUUCGCCGCGGAGAAGGUUUUUUUCCGCACGGUGAAAUGAACUGAGACCAACCUUGAUUAAAGAACUUUAUCGUUUUACAAACCAAA
Notodromas monacha is the source of this 766-nucleotide messenger RNA. The record is from the annotation of a GenBank genome assembly. Lineage: Eukaryota; Metazoa; Arthropoda; Ostracoda; Podocopida; Cyprididae.